CAAAUUUGCAAAGCGUUAUAGCUCGAGCAAGAGAAAAGUUGUUGCUGUUCUGAGGCCCUGGCCUCAGGGCCCACUUAUUUCAGUAGAACUAUGGCUACUGGUCAAACUUGUUUAGACAUUAGCGACUUGAUUGAUGUUAUUGACUUAUUGAAGAUAUGUGGCUUUCCAGAAACAAAGUGGUAUGAGCUUGGACUGAGAAUAGGACUAAAGAAGAAUACACUGGAUGCAAUAGAAAAGAAUCAUCCUCAUGAUGUAUCUCGGUGUAUGACAGAGUGCCUCUCCCAAUGGUUAGAUAGAGCUGAUGAUGUUGACAGUAGAGGAGGAGCCAACUUGGACUCACUGUCAGAUGCUCUACAAUCUAUGAAUAAAACUGCUGUAGCUGAGAAGUUAAGUAAGUAUUUUCCUACUCCUGAAGUGAGUGUGGUUCCUGAGACUAUUAAAGAUCAUGAUAUAGUAGUUUUACAAGACACAUCUCCUUCUAAUGCAACAGCUGCUAGCAAUUUAUCUUCACAGCCUUUAUCACUUCAAGGUAUCCACCUUUUACAUACUACAAAGCUAGUAAUAUCUUUUAUAGUUGAAGUACAUGUUCCUGUUUCAAAAGGCUUACUGGAGGACUUUAUCUCAAUUAGAAUGUCUUACGGAAGGAUGUUUUACAAUGUGUGCAAGAUUAUUAAACAGAAGCGCUGUUCGCUAAAAGAUAUAAAGGAGCUUUUGUCUUGUUGUGGCACUGUUCUUAGUAAAAAAGUGAAGAAGUGUCGGGAUAUUUCUAGUCUCUUGCAUAUUAUUCAAAAUGAGUGUUCACUGACUAAUAUUGCACUCCUUCAUACUGUAGUAGAUGAGAUGAAGAUCACUGAAGCAGAUGUACACAUUAAGGCAUAUAAAACAGAGUUAAAGGAAUUCUGCAACUCACUCUCCAUCAGUCUUUGUUUGAAGGAAAGAUUCGCCAUCAUUCCUCAUCUUCAAUGUGAAACAGUUACUUUUGUCCUUGAUUGGGAGCCUGAGGAACAUUUACUCAAAGAUAUUGAGGAGAGACAAGAUGUUAUACAAAAGGAACAAAAAGAACGUAGAGACUUACUACAACAUACUGAGGUUAUUUCUUAUAUUAUACUUGAAGAAGCUGAAUAUAAACUAAGAGAUGCUAUCAGCAGCAAAGAGAAGGAACUGAUUGAAUUGAAACGAGAAAUAUCAAUGACUCAAGUACCCGAGGAAGAAUCAUUGUUUGUUCAAAGUGAUACUGAAUCAUUUAAAGAAGUUGAAGAAGAACCACUUGACGAAGAGUUUACUGCAUUGAGGUCUCAGUUUAAUGAGAUACAAAAAGAAAGCAAAGAAUUAUCAGACAAAUUAUCAAAAAUGAAGGCUGGGUAUUUGAGAUCACUUACUAGUCACACUGAUUCAGCUGCUAGUAAAGUGAGAAGAGGAAUGACUUUUGAAAUUGAUGACUGCAAAUUUCAUCUUAAAGCAAUGACAAAUCCAGACUAUCAGCGAUUAGUAGAUAAUAAAAGAAUAAUAGUGGAAUUACAAGAAAAAAUAACAUUAAAGAAUAUGGAACUAAUUACUAAAAGAGAACACAAAGAGAAGAUUAUAAAAGAUAUUAAAGAUUUGAAAGAUAAAGAGACUGAGGGUGCUGCAGGAGAUAAAGAGACUAGUGAUAAAGAGAUUGAGUAUGAUAGUCUGAAUGAUGAAACAAAAGAUCAAAUAUGUUUAUUCACAUUGUAUUGUAAUCAUCCUGUUACUGGAGAAUUUAUGGACUCAAUACUUAAAGUACAUAAAGAUGAACUACUACCCACAGUGCUGGAUAAAGCUUAUGAGUUGAUGGAGUUAGCUCCUCAUAUUCCUAUUGAGAGAUGUCGUUUAGUUAAAUAUUCUUAUGAUGAUGAUGUAAUGGAGCAAUCCUUGGAUCUUGAUGAGUUUCAGUAUCAAACUAUUGGACAAAUUGUGGAUGGGACUAGACAUUAUCCUUUUGAAUUAUUUAUAGAAACUUGUGAAGAAAAUAAAAUUUCUAAUAGAUACAAUGAAGGAGGAAAUAAUAGGAUUGAGUAUGAUAGUCUGAAUAAUGAAACAAAGGAUCCAAUAUGUUUAUUCACCUUGUAUUGCAAUCAUCCUGUUACUGGAGAAUUAAUGGACUCAAUACUUGAAGUACAUAAAGAUGAAUUACUACCCAUAGUACUGAUUAAAGCUUAUGAGUUAAUGAAGUUAGCUCCUCAUAUUCCUAUUGAGAGAUGUCGUUUAGUUAAAUAUUUUUAUGAUGAUGAUGUAAUGGAGCAAUCCUUGGAUCUUGAUGAGUUUCAGCAUCAAACUAUUGGACAGAUUGUGGGUGGGACUAGACAUUACCCUUUUGACUUAUUUAUAGAAACUCGUGAAGAAAGUGAAAUUUUUGAUAAAUACAAAGAAGGAGGUGAUGAUGUAAUAUUAAUGAAUAAGACUGAACACCUCAUUACUGCAUUAGAAAGACAUCCAUUACAGAACAAGUGGGUUUUGUGGUAUUUGAAAAAUGACAAGCAAAAAGAGUGGAAGGACAAUUUAAGAAAGAUCAUUUGCAUCGAUACGGUUGAAGAAUUUUGGUCUGUGUACAAUCAUAUCAAGCCACCAAGCCAACUUAGCAGUGGAUGUGACUACAUGCUAUUUAAGGAAGGUAUUGAACCAAUGUGGCAUGACAAAACAAACAAAAAUGGUGGUAGGUGGUUGUUAAAUAUUGAUAAAAGAGACAGAAAAUAUGGGGUUUUAGACAAUAUUUGGAAGGAAACAUUAUUAUGCUUAAUUGGGGAAAUUUUUGAUGACAGUAGUGAUGAUAUAUGUGGAGCUGUGGUACAAAAUAGAAUAAAAGGAGACAGAAUAUCUCUUUGGACUAAAGCUGCUAAAAAUAAAGAGCAUGUUCACAGAAUAGGUCAUGUAUAUAAAGAGAAGGUACAGAUGCACAUUCUUGGACAAUUUACAAUACAAUACCAGUCACAUCUUGAUGUCGCAAAUAAGACAGGGUUUAGCAGUAGAACACUAUUUACUAUAUAACCUGGCCACACAUUGAUAGGAGCUAAUUAAGACAAUAAUUAGAGUCACAUUUUAUGGUCUAUUAUUGUAUUGCAAUAUACUUGAUAUAAUUUUGGUUGGAAAAAGCUAUUGUAAAUUGCA
Amphimedon queenslandica is the source of this 3126-nucleotide messenger RNA. RefSeq lists its product as uncharacterized. The record is from RefSeq and is a predicted model, not a curated record. Gene Ontology annotation, cellular component: eukaryotic translation initiation factor 4F complex. Gene Ontology annotation, biological process: translational initiation; signal transduction. The transcript has 27 exons. Gene Ontology annotation, molecular function: protein binding; translation initiation factor activity; RNA 7-methylguanosine cap binding. Bases 91 to 3006 code for a protein of 971 amino acids. Lineage: Eukaryota; Metazoa; Porifera; Demospongiae; Haplosclerida; Niphatidae.